GUUUAAUCUGGUCAUUGCUCAGCAACGCAAUUAUUCAUCAGUCCAACUUCAAUUUAGCUUUUAGUAGUUUACAAUUGGUCUGAAACAGAUUAUUCUAAUCUGAUCACUCGUUAUAAUUAACUUCGCUAUGGAUAUCCUUCUUGAAACAAGCUUUCCUCUGAAUUUUCAGUUGUUCUUUUAAUAGGAGGUAUACCAAAUCUGAUUGGUUCGUCCAUAAAUUAUGGUCUCGAUUUGCUCUUUGAUCAAAGUUGUAUUACUAUAUGGCUUUGAAACAUGGACUUUGAAAGUAUAAAGUUUCGAGAAACGAUCGAGUGAAUGUUUUUCAAGUCAGCCAUAGGCAUUUAGGCUUAAAUAGAAAAUCAUUCGAUUUUUGUUUAACUACUAAGUAGUAUGAGUGCUAUCCGACCAGGCACUGCAUCCCGUCUAAAAUCAGCCCAAAUACAAGGUAAAAGUGGUACUGCAUGUCGUGUAACAGAUGGCGCAAAGACGGGUGCCCGUGGUAGAACGCUUGGUGGGACAACUUUAAACACUAUGGUAUGUGUUGAAGAUAGACCGAUUACACAACAAGGUUUAGGCGGGAUUAAAAACCCAAUUCGUAGACCUAAACGUCAGAUUGAAGAUAAGUCAUACUUUCUGGGAUUGUUAAGGGGAAAAAUCAAUGAAAUAAACUCAGAAGUUGGGACUAUAACACGUCAGUUAGUAGAAAAAGAGGAAGAUAAUGCUAGUUUUGUACAAUAUGAGCAAAUGGCUGAGAAAUUGGCGUAUGAAAUUAAAGAACUACAGGGUGAAUUAGGCGAUUACAAUACUCUCGUCGAUAAAGCAACAUUAGGCAAUAAUAUAACAAGUAUUGAAAUGGAUUUGGAAGAUGUACGUGCUGCAAAUGAACGAGCUGAACGGAAUUUAGAAAUGUUAUUUGAAGAUCGUCAAAGAAAAGAAUCAUCACUAAAAUCAUGUGAGCUAGAAUUAAAACAAGAACAAGAAAUGUCUGAAAUAGUAAUUGAAGAAAUGGUUGAUACAGAACGUGAACGUUAUUUUAAAUUAAAGGAUUUAAAUAUUCAUCUUCUGAAUCAGUUAAGCGAAGGUCAAAUGGAGUUAGAAAGAUUGAAUACAAGAAAAGCUGAACUUGAAGAAGAACUACUUACAUCACCGGUAAAUUUAAAAAUAAUUAAUACUUGUAAAAUUAAUUAUAGUUUAAAUGAAUUUAUUACUAAUAAACGUAAUGAAACUGAUCCAACUCAAUGGGUUAAACGUACAAUGGAAUUAGUGAAAAAUUAUAAUGAACAUUUAAAAUCUUCACUUGCAUCAAAACCUGUAAUUGUUUAAAUUAUCCAUGUUGAAUACACAUACAUCAUACAUCUCUUGUUUAUUUCAUACUUUAUAUUGAAUUCAAUGAUUUAUUUAUUUUGCGCGUGUUUUAAAGCUCAUCAUUGUGGUUUUGGUAUAUUGAUAUAGAUUUACUUUAAUUACUACGGAUAAAUAGUCACUUCAAAUAUUUGAAAACGGUUAAUUCGCCCCUUUGUAUCAUUCAAAAUUUAUGCUCAAUUUUAUAUUCAAUUAAAUUGAUUUCAAUGAAACACUCAAAAACGUUACUGCUUCGCUACAUUGCCGUAGUGUUUUAUGAACUAUAAUGUGGUCACUAAAAUACAAACCUUACACUUAGUAAAUUGCAAACUUUAAAGAAAACCAACUAUAUCGAUUGAUUCAACUGUUAUCAACGGUAAAAUACCGUACUAAGCUGUUCUAUGAAUGAAGAAACCAUAUUUUUCCCGAUUUUUAUUAUGCUGAAACAUCUUAUUCACUAACGUUUACUAAUUAUAUACAUAUAUAUCAUCGUAAUACUUGUCAACAAUUAGUAAAUGAAUGAAUAGAU
Molecule: messenger RNA, 1870 nt
Organism: Schistosoma mattheei
Lineage: Eukaryota; Metazoa; Platyhelminthes; Trematoda; Strigeidida; Schistosomatidae
Source: the annotation of a GenBank genome assembly